Molecule: messenger RNA, 3351 nt
Organism: Corylus avellana
Lineage: Eukaryota; Viridiplantae; Streptophyta; Magnoliopsida; Fagales; Betulaceae
Source: RefSeq, a predicted model, not a curated record
AUGGCUGAAAUAGUUCUCUACGACACUGUUGGGAGCAUCAUUAGGAGUUUGGGCUCUCUUGCCCUCCAAGAGAUUGGAGUGUUAUGGGGUUUCAAAGAUGAGCUUCGAAAGCUCGGGGACACUGUUUCCACCAUCCAAGCUGUGCUUUUGGACUCGGAGGAGAAGCAGGCCCAUAACCAUGCGAUCAAAGAUUGGCUUCGAAAGCUCAAGGAUGCCAUGUAUGACGCCGACGACUUGCUGGAUGACUACUCCACUCAACUUCUACGCCAACAAGUGAUGACACGGGAUAAGAUGGCAAAACAGGUACGCAUCUUCUUUUCCAAAUCGAACCAGCUUGCAUAUGGCUUUAAAAUGGGUCAUAGGAUCAAGGCAGUCAGGACGAGACUGGAUGAAAUCGCAACUGAUAGGAUCAAAUUUGGCUUCAAUGAGCACACCACAGCAACACAGUUUGAGCAUAUGAAAAGACAAGAUACACACUCAUUUAUACGUGGGGAAGAUGUCAUUGGGAGAGAGGAUGAUAAGGAGUCUGUUAAAAAGCUGUUAUUCGAUCCCAAUAUGGUUGAGAAGAAUGUUUCCAUAAUUCCCAUAGUUGGGAUUGGUGGACAAGGAAAGACCACGCUUGCGCAGUAUGUGUACAACGACGAGGAGGUUCAAACACAUUUUGACCCGAGGAUGUGGGCAUGUGUCUCUGAUCCUUUUGACGUGAAAACUAUCAUUGUAAAGCUCAUAGAAUCUGCGACUAAGGAGAGACCUAAAAGCCUUGAGAUGGAUCCAUUGCAAAGUGAGCUUCGAGCAAAAAUUGAUGGGAAGCGAUAUUUACUUGUUUUAGACGAUGUGUGGAAUGAGAAUCGUGGUACAUGGUCCAACUUGGAAAAGUUGUUAGUGGGUGGCCUGAGAGGAAGCAAAGUUUUGAUUACUACACGUAGCGAAAAGGUUGCAGAGAUUAUAGGUACAGUUUCACCAUAUCCUUUGAGAGGUUUAUCUGAAAACAAUUCUUGGAAGUUAUUUAAGACAAUGGCAUUUAAAGAUGGGGAAGAGCCAAAUAAUCCAAAGCUAGUAGAGAUUGGAAGGGAGAUCAUUCAAAAGUGUGCACAAGUUCCUCUUGCUAUAAGAAGCAUUGGGAGUCUAUUAUAUUUCAAAAAUUCAGAAGAUGAUUGGUUGUACUUUAAAAACCAUGAACUUUACAAAAUAACUCAACAAGAAAAUGAUAUUUUUCCAAUACUUAAGUUGAGUUAUGAUCAUCUCCCAUCACACUUGAAGCAAUGUUUUGCCUUUUGUUCGGUGUUUCCAAAAGAUUAUGAAAUUGAAAUGGAGGUGUUGAUUCAGUUAUGGAUAGCUCAAGGCUUUCUUCAUUCAUCAUAUGGAAAUAGACAUCUUGAAGAUAUUGGUCGCGAAUAUUUUAUGGAUUUGCUUUGGAGGUCGUUUUUCCAAGACGUACAAAGAGAUAUAGUUGGUGAAAUAGAAAAGUAUAAAAUGCAUGACCUUAUUCACGAUCUUGCACAGUCAGUAGCAGGUGAGGAGUGCACAAUUUUAUAUCCAGAUAGAGAAAAAGUAGUUGGAAGAACUCGUCAUGUGGCAUUUCAUUCUUCAGAUUCAUUACUAGAUAUUCCUGCUCUUUUGCCCAAGCCUAACAAAAUGAGAACACUUCUUCUACGCAUUCCAACACUUCCAAGACUUGAUGAUGAGCUUAACUUGACCAAUGCAGUACUUGAGUUGAAUAAGCCAGUCUCUAAUACACUUAUUUCAAGUUUUAAAUGCUUGCGUGCUUUGAAUUUGAGUCAGUUGAGUAUUCAAAAAGUGCCGAAUUCCAUUGGCAAGUUAAAGCAUUUAAGAUUUCUAGAUUUGUCUAGGAAUAAAGAUAUCAAACUACUCCCUACUUCUAUAACUAAAUUGCAGAAUUUGCAAACAUUAAGACUUGACUAUUGUCUUAAACUUAAAGAAUUGCCAGAAGAGACUAGAAACUUAAUCAGCCUUAGGCAUCUUGGGCUAGAUGGGUGUAAUAGCUUGACGUAUAUGCCUCAUGGACUUGGAAAGUUGACCGCUCUCCAAACACUGUCCCUAUACAUUUUAGGGAAGAAAAAAAGUUCUCUCUCCAAGCCAAUGGGUGGGCUAGGAGACCUGGAUGGUUUAGAUGAGUUGAGAGGAGACUUAUGGAUCAAGGGUUUAGAGCACUUGAGAUCUUCUCCAUCAAAAGCAAAGGCUGCAAACAUGGAGAGGAAGCGACAUCUUCAAUGGCUGAUAUUAGAGUGGGACCCAGAAUCUAGUGAUGAAUGUGAUAAGGCAAUUGCAAAUGAUGAACAACUGUUACAAAACCUUCGGCCGCACCUAAAUUUGAAAUCAUUAUCUAUAUUUGGGUAUGCAGGUGUGACGUUAUCUAGUUGGGUGUCCUCGCUCUCAAAUUUGACUAAUAUUGAAAUAAUGAAUUGUAAGUGGCUUCAACAUAUCCCACCAUUGGACCGAUUCCCUUUUAUGCAACGUCUUUACCUUAAAAACUUGAGUGAGCUGGAGUACAUAAGCAAUGAUGGUAGUGACGUGUCCUCUUAUCCCCUCAAAAGUCUCACACUUAUUGAUUUGCCAAAGUUCAGGGGAUGGCGAAAGACGAGGGAAACAGAUCAUCUUCCAUCAUUCCCUUCAUUUCCUUCCCUUUUUCAUUUAUCUAUCAAGAAUUGCCCUAUGAGCUGCAAAGAACUUAUCAGCAAUGAGAAUGAAGAUGGCACACAUGGCCUUGGACCUACAAGAUUUGGUAAUCUAUCUAUCGUAGACGUUCCAAAUUUGGUUUCUCUCCCAAGAGAGCUUAGAGAUGUUACCACUCUGCAAGGGAUUCAAAUUAUGGAUUGCCCUAGUUUGGUGUCUUUACCAGAGCGGAUAGGUGAUCUCACUUCACUUCAGGAGCUUGGAGUCGUAAAUUGUCCGAAUUUAAUGUCACUGCCCGAAGGUAUGCGCCGCCUCACCUCUUUACGUCGUUUGACAAUUGCGGAGUGUCCUUGCUUGGAGGAAAGAUGUGAACAAGGAACUGGAGAGGAUUGGCCAAAGAUUGCUCAUGUCCCAGACUUUCGAAAUGGCGGCGAUGGUAAUCGUAAAGAAUGGUUAGCAAGCAUAAUUCGCCAAGCUCUUGAGAUACAAGUGAAGGAAGAUGGAUCUAAGAGAAGCUUACUUUAUAUAGAGACAGCUGAUAGACCUGGAUUACUGGUAGAAAUCAUCAAUAUUCUUGCUGAUUUCAACAUUGAUGUAGAAUCAGCAGAGAGUGACGCUGAAGCUGAGAAGAAGAAGCUUUGUGAUGAGAAGCAGAGGCUCAAGGCAGACAAAGAGAAGUUUGAUUUGAAGUAUAGAUGCUUCUUCAGACCUUUCUGA